Molecule: messenger RNA, 1579 nt
Organism: Zootoca vivipara (common lizard)
Lineage: Eukaryota; Metazoa; Chordata; Lepidosauria; Squamata; Lacertidae
Product: sulfotransferase 1C2
Molecular function (GO): sulfotransferase activity
Source: RefSeq, a predicted model, not a curated record
GUAGUGGGGCAAAGCAGUGGCAUUGCGUGGUUUGCUGGUGCCCAGGGUGCCUGCCACGGGGGCAGGGGGCAGAGGGUGAACACCACCACCCAUGCAGGGAGGAGCCCAGCUAGCCGACACAACAUCUCCUUAUCUAGACUUGCAGGAUUCCUUGCCCUGAACUGAGUAACUGCAGAUCAAAGGUCGAAGGCCCUUCCCUUGGUAUGAAGUAAUGUGGUGGGGCAAAGUUUAGCCUGGCCUGUUCAGGAAAUACCUGGGUUUGCUUUGCUACCUGUGUACACACGCUAAGGGGUUAAAUUAUCUAGGGUGGAGACUGAGCCAAAGCAUACAAGAAAAUUCAGCUGGGGAAGCACAUGCAAUUCCUGGGUCAUGAACUAACUUCGGGAAACAAGAAGAAGACAGAAGAAAGGAGAGAAGUGCAGCUGUCUGAGCAGAGAGCUGGUGAUGGAACUUGAAUCAGGACCAGGAGAUCUUGGCCCCACGCCUCCCAAGCGCACAACCCUGGAGGAGAUUGAAGGGGUCCUUUUCCCCAGCAUAUUAUGCAAGCACUGGAGUACCAUACAGGGCUUUAAAGCCCGCCCUGACGACCUUCUGAUCUGCACUUACCCUAAAGCAGGGACCACCUGGAUCCAGCAAAUAGUGAGCAUGGUUCAGCAUAAAGGUGACCUGGAGAAAUGUAAUCAGAAACCCAUCUAUGAGCGGAUGCCCUUCAUAGAGAUGCCCCCUAUAAAACCUUUUCUUUCUGGUGUUGAACAGGCAGAGCUGAUGCCCUCUCCACGUAUACUCAAAAGUCACCUCCCGGUUCAGCUCCUUCCCCCUUCUUUUUGGGAACAGAAAUGCAAGGUCAUUUAUGUGGCCAGAAAUGCCAAGGACAAUGUGGUCUCCUAUUUCCAUUUCCACCACAUGAGCAAGAUAAUGGCAGAGACUGGAACAUGGAAUGAGUUCCUGGAGAAUUUCAUUGCUGGGAAGGUUGCCUGGGGCUCUUGGUCUGAUCAUGUUCGUGGUUGGUGGGAGGCCAAGGACUGUCACCCAGUCCUCUACCUCUUUUAUGAAGAUAUGAAAGAGGACCCAGCCCGGGAAAUCCGAAAAGUGGUCCAAUUUAUGGGCCUAGAACUCCCAGAAUCAGUUCUGAACCAGAUUGUGCAGCACACAAAGUUUGAGAGCAUGAAAGCAAACCCGAUGGCUAAUUACAGCACCAUGCCCUCCUUUCUCAUGGACCAUACUGUGUCACCCUUCAUGAGAAAAGGCACUGUCGGAAACUGGAAGAAGCACUUCACAGUCGCUCAGAGUGAAUGGCUAGAUGACGCCUGCGCUCAGUUACUGAAGGGCAGCGGCCUGAACUUUCGCACAGAGCUAUAAACACACCUCUAUGCCCCACAUCAGGACCUUCACAACAACAGGCCUGGAGUGCUGACUUGAUCUGCAUUCAGUACAAUACAGGACUGAAGCCACAAGCAAGGCCCACCCAAAGUGAUUUUUGUGGGCAUGGUUCCUAUUCCAUUUUAGAAUAUGUGGCUGUCCUUUGUUUGCUUUUGCAAAGUAAAUAAACAAACAGGCUUGCUCUGUUGCCAUGCUUGCU